GCCGCGGGGGCCGACGGGGUCCCGGGGACCGAGCCGGGGCGGGCGCGGGACGGGGCGCCUCCACGCCUGGGGCGCGCGCGGGGAGGGCCGGAGGGGCCCGUCUGGGAAGAGCCGCUCGGAGAGCAGACGGUGCGGCAGGGGAGGGAAGUCAGCGCGGCUGAGUCCGCGGACGGGGUCCCCAGGCGUCCCGCGCUCAGGCGGCUGUUCCAGCGCUUGGCUGUAGGUUUGGAGGGCUCUCCAGGGAGAAGUUCUGAAACGGAGAGGACGCUGGGUCGUGCCCAGGAGGGCGCCGGGACCCAGGGAUCGGGCGAGGGCGGGCGGAGCCGGGGCCGCCCUGCCUGGCAGCGCGAGCCAGACGGGUGCAGGGCGCAGGGCGCAGGGAGGCCUGCGCUCUGACAAGAGGAGAAGCAGGGUGGAUUUUUGUCCUGUACCUUUGCUCCUCCUCCCGCUGCUUCCCAAACCCAGGGCGUGAGGUGCGCCCCGUCCUUGCUCGGGCGCUGCGGGCCACCUGACGGCCGUGCGGGGCGCCGCUGACGCACCCUCCCGAGACCUGUGGAAGCGCGGAAGUUGCAGGGACGCCGAGGGAGAGCCGGAGGGGGGGCUGGUUGCUGACCCUUCCCCCACAGCCACUCGGAGAGCCCAGCGCUUCCGCCUCUUCCUGGUGCUCCCGGCCUGAGGAUCCCCCGCCUGUCCCGCGAACUUUAAAUGUGUGCGAGCUCACUCAGGAGGGAGGAGGCGCUGUCUCCAGGGGCCCCUCCCCUUGGGGUCGAUCCCUUGAAAGUGACACCUCAGUGGAGCGUCCUCACGGGCCCCGGGACCGAGGAGGCCGCCCGUGUGCUGGGUGGGCUCUGCGAGGGGCAGGGGCCCGGUCUGGUGGCCCUUUGGAGUGACACGUUCGGGACCGUCCGGGCUGCAGGGGAGGAGGCCAGAGGCCAGAGCCCGGCCCCGGGCAGAAGCCCGUCGCGGUGCUGCACGCGGCACCCAUCUCCUCCCGCGCCGUCCUCGGGCCUCCUCGGCCCUCUGUCCCACCCGGUCCCUUCAGGGCUGGGAACUGGCAGCGUCCUGAGGGCCCCGGGCCUUCUGCGCCCCCCUUGGCCGCAGCCCAGCCCGUCUGUUUCCGGGUCGACAGCGGUGUCAGGGACCUGCCCCCCACAGGCCAGGCGGCCUGGCCUGGCAUUUGCCACCGCCGCCCCUGCUUCGCCUCCUCCUUGUGGGUUUUCUGCUCAGUGCUCGCACAGGGCGCGGGCUCUCCUGCCUCCACCCGUGACACAGAGAGAGAGAGACGGCUGCCAGGAGGGGGUGUGGGUGUCCCUCAGCCCCUGGCCUGGUCAACUGUCUGCAGGGUCAGGUCCCUGCAGAGCUGGCAGGCGCCCGGCAGGAAGGAGGGCUCCCCAGGCAGCGCCCCUCCCUGAAGCCUUUGCCACAGGGACUGCUGGCACGCCUGGCGGUGACGCCCUCGGCUCCCCAAGCAGCGCUGAAUCCUCCGACCCUCUGGAACGGUCUAGUGACUCCAGUGCAGAGUCCCUGAGCCCUAGUACCUACCAGGGACCCAGACAGCAGCCAGAGCCCUUUGAAACUGGAGUAGAUGUUGAAGUCAAGACCACACAACCUGCUUCCCGCUUCCUCCAUACAAAUGCUCAGUCCCCAUAAGGCCCAGAGCCUGCGGACAGGACGGAUCCGAGUGUGAUUCCUGUUUGACACCAAAGGUCAAGAUGAGUCCCUGCCCCAAGGCCCUGCUUCCUCGAGGAAGCAUCCACAAAAGGCAGUGAGGGGACCACUGCUGGCACAGGGGGUAAGAAUCCGCCUGCCAGUGCACGGGACACGGGUUCCAUCCCCGGUCCGGGAAGAUGCCACAUGCUGUGGAACAACUAAGCUCGUGUGCCACGACUACUGAGCCCGGGCACCUAGAAACUGUGGUCUGCAACAAGAGAAGCCACCACACCGCACUGUAGAGGAGCCCCCACUCGCCCCAACGAGAGAAAGCCCAUGCACAGCAAUGAAGACCCAACAAAGCAAAAAAAAAAAGAGAAAAAUUCAGCAAAGCAUUUUUUUUUCCUGCAGAAGUGAUUUACAUGCUACAUUAUCUGUCACAGAAGAAACUGGGAAUACCUAAGCGAAUUAAGGCACAUCUAUAAGAUGGAAGAUUAAAUUUAAUUUUAAAUUUAACAUUUUAAAAUGUAUUACCAUUCAAUUUUAAAAGAGUAAUUAAAAAACUCUUUCCAAUGAAAUGUUUCUUAAGUAAAAAAGAAAACCAGGGUAGGAACUUCUCUACAUUGUCGUGGUGGUGAAAGUAUCAAACGAUCCCAUUCCUGGGAAAGAAAGGGGAAAUGAUACAGAAAAAUAGGACCGUUGAAACUUGGCAGAACCAGAGAACUGACAGUUUCAUGUGUCUGCUGAGGUGUGAGAGCCGUCGUGUUACAGAAAGUGUGUAGAGGGUGAGUGGUGAGAGUUCCGCUGUGACAUGUCAGCAGGUAAGCGCGCAUCUCUGUGUUCUCCCCCGCCCC
Hippopotamus amphibius kiboko is the source of this 2504-nucleotide messenger RNA. RefSeq names its product cystatin B (gene CSTB). Gene Ontology annotation, cellular component: cytosol. The record is from RefSeq and is a predicted model, not a curated record. The transcript is spliced from 2 exons. Lineage: Eukaryota; Metazoa; Chordata; Mammalia; Artiodactyla; Hippopotamidae. Bases 706 to 1650 code for a protein of 314 amino acids. Gene Ontology annotation, molecular function: cysteine-type endopeptidase inhibitor activity.